ACUCGUUGGACAUGCACGUCACUUACUCCUGCGGCCGUAACCCUGCCCGCGUCUUCCCGCUGUGUGAUUACUGUGGGAAGAAAUUCUGUCAGCCACAACACCUCCGCUCGCACCAAAAGCGCAUGCACGCAGAUAUGGCCGAAGUCCUGAGGGAAUUCCAGUGUAAGUUGUGCUUCAAGAUCUUGGGUUCCCGGGCGGCGCUGCAGAGACACUUGAAGGAGGUGCACCACAAGGACUUGAGCACGGGUGCGACCUGUGACCGAUGCGGCAAAAUGUUCCAGAACAAAAGCAAUCUCAAGAUCCACAUGUUGACGCACUCGGGAGUCAAACCGUUCAAGUGCAUCGAGGCCAGCUGCAAUGCGGCCUUCACCACCAAGCAAUGCCUGCAGUUCCACUACAAGAAGGUGCACGGCUACUCGGGCGACAACAUGCCCAAGAUCGAGCGGUGCAUCCCCUACACCUUCGACUCGUACUCGGGCGGCCUCGUCAACGACCCGGCGAGGAAGGCCCCGCCCGAGCCCCGCUCCGAGCCCGAGCAGCCCGAGCCCAGCACGCCCACGCCCACCGAACCGCCAGCUCCCGAGGACUCGUCCCAGAGCUCCGACCCGCCCCUCGCGCCGCUCACGCCCACGGAGGGGCCGCCCACAUCGCGCGCCGACCUCCUCCUCGCCGCGGCCGCCAAGCUUCCUCCCGCCGCGACGCUGCACGGCUACGUGACCAAGUACGCCGCCGCCACGCGCCUGGUGAGCAAGGGCUCCCGCAAGUGGCUGGGCGACCCCAUGGACAUGCCCGACCGCGACUACAACGAGAGGGACGUGUACGACUUCGACGACAAGCUGGACGAGGACCUGCUGCAGAAGAGGAAGAAGGACGAGGAGUGCGGCGGCGAGGACAAGCUGUACCGGCGCGAGUCGACCGCCUCCCUGCUGGUGGAGGCGGCGCUCAACGUGGCGGAGCAGAACAUGAAGAUGGACAGCCGCAACAUCGGCAGCCACGACCGCCUGCUGGGCUACAGCGGCCGCUACUCGCCGCUGCCGCCCGCGACGGUCGUCACGUCCAUCGAGCAGAUUCUGCCGCACGACGCCGCCCUCGCCACGCACAUCAAGUACACGACCAGCGCCGCCGACGACGAGCGCGCGCACCUCGAGUACACGUUGGAGCGCGAGUACGACCCGCGAGACCUCCCUGAAGUGAUGGUCGUGCACGAGACGAUAGGCUCCCGAGACCUGCACGACCAGCUCAGCCACGACCUGCAAGACAAUCUGCACGCCGCGCUGGACCAUCUCCCGCCCACCUCCGUCAACGACGACCUGCACCACUCCCACCACCACGUACAACACUCGGACCACGCCCACAAUCUCGCCCUGGUCAAAUCCGACGAGCUGCCGCCACCCACGCCCGCAACGCCCGUGGACCCAGGCACGCCCAUGGCCCCGCCCACGCCCCUGAGUUCAAGCGGGGGCCUGGAGCCGACGCUGCACGUGCUGGACCAGCUGCCCGUCACGCAGGGCCUCCCGGUGUCGCUGUCCUCCCUGUCGGUGGGCCUCGACAUGAGCUACAAGCACUACCGCCACGCCGAGCUGACCCCCGUGAGCCAGGAGCACUGCCUGGCCGGCCAGCUCGACGACUCCGAGGCCUCUAUGGGGCUGGACCCCAUGGGCGAGAGCGGGCAGCUGUCUCCUCGGAACGACCAUCUGGCGGACCAGCUGCCGCUGCCCGAGCUCCAGCCCCACGACUUCCGGGGGCUGGCCGCCCUGCGCUCGCCGGAGCCCCCGAGGUCGCCGUACCUGUCCCCGAGCCCCCUCCCGACGCGCUGCGCUCCUACCCCGCGAACUCGGACGGGAUGCGCUCGCCGCUGCCGGUGGACCAGUGCGUGGACAUGUCGCGCGGGAACCUGUUCAUCCGGCCCGCCGACCUGGCCAGCCUGCAGCAGAGGUACCACGGCGAGGUCAGCCACCAGUCCGGGAGGACGCAGCUGUACGAGCUCGAGCGCGUCCCCUCGCACACCAUGGACCUCAGCAUGACGGGCCGCACCCUGACGUACACGAGCGACGCCCUGAGACCAGGCACGGUGUGCACCACGGUGUACGUGGCCGACUCCCACCACGACGACCGCCAUUCCCUCGACCUCACGCUACCCAGACACGACCCUGAGUUGCACAGAGC
Penaeus vannamei (Pacific white shrimp) is the source of this 2166-nucleotide messenger RNA. Lineage: Eukaryota; Metazoa; Arthropoda; Malacostraca; Decapoda; Penaeidae. The record is from RefSeq and is a predicted model, not a curated record.